GAGCUCGACAGGCCGGCGCACGCGGCUCGCCUCAACCCCUAGGCCCUUGCACGCACGCCCAGUCACCCUCUUCUCACCGCGACUCCGACUCUCCCUACCUCCGCGCCCGCCGGCCGCCCCUCGCGCCGGCGACGCACGCCGUCGGGUCGCACGGCGCUCGUCCCCUUGUCAGGAUCCUCUAGGAUCUGACACCCCAUCCGUUUCCUAACUCCGAGUCGGCCUGCCGCCUGCAUUCCUGCCGCCCGACGCCCUGAGGCCCGACGCGUCCUGCGCGGCCUGCGGCCGCACGGGCUCCCGCGGUUCAGCGCCGACGCGCACCGGCGGCGCCGCCCGGGCGUGCAGGAGACGCCAAAGGCGCUCUCCGACCUGGUCGCCUACUCACCUGGAGGAGGGCAGCAGCAACGUCCAGCAGUGGGCAACUGAUGCUGGACAAAUGCAAGUUUGAGCACUGAAGACAUCUUGAUGGCUACCAAUUUGUGUCCUUUGACGUGGCUCUGAGCCUGUUUCUUCUGGAGCGGAAAUCAUUGCAAUACAUUAUGAAGAGCAGCGAUGGAAACCGGAUCAGGUUACAGCCAAUGUGGAGAAAAGUUGCCUAUGGGGGAAGGCAACCAGGAUACGAUGAUAACCACACCGAUGAGUCGUUCCUCGAGGAGAUGGUUAUGAACGCCAAUGUUGUCAAGAGAGACCUUCUGAAAGUGAUGAUUGACUCCGUCUCCAUUUCGCAAUAUCUCUGCAUUGUCGCUCUUGUGGUUUCGACAUGGACCCUCACAUUGAACUUGGACAUUAAUGAGACCACUCUUCUCAAGCUAGAUGUUGGUCUCCUGCUGGUUGGUUUCUCUGUCCUCUUGCUCACGACUUGUCCAUUCUCUCUGAAGCUUCUGGCAAAGUAUGUCCUCAACAUAUCUUUCUUCAUCAGUGGUCUUUAUGUUCUUGCGCCAAUUUACCAUACCCUCACUAGGUCCAUCAGUUCAGACUCAAUAUGGGCCCUUGCUGUAUCUCUUCUGCUGGUUCAUCUCUUUCUGCAUGAUUAUUCUGGUUCAACUAUAAGGCCUCCAGGAGCACUCAACAAUCCAAAGUUAACCAGCAAUAUUUCCUUGAAUGCGUCAAUAGUAGCAUCUGUGCUUGUGGCUUCACGUUUGCCAUCAAGGCUGCAUGUCUUUGCGAUCAUGCUCUUCUCCUUGCAAGUCUUCCUGUUUGCACCCCUCAUUACAUUCUGUGUCAAGAAGUACCACUUUAGGCUUCAUCUCCUGUUCUCCUUCGCAUUGAUGGUUGUCACCCUGAGCGUCACAUACCAGUUGCACCGAAUGUUCUUCAUUCUCCUAUUGGCACUUCUUGUUUUUAUUUCGAUCGUUUGCCCUUACUGGCUUAUUAGGAUUCAAGAAUACAAGUUUGAGAUCAAUGGCCCCUGGGAUGAAGCAAAACUCUGCUUUGAUAUAACUGAAUGAAUAGCUGUGAUAAGCCUGUUUUUUUUUUUAAGAAAUGACGUGCAGAGAAUUGGUUUGAUUGUAUCGAUCUAUAGCUGAUGUGCUGCUAGUCGUCUCUUUAGUGUAUUCAUGUGAAUGUAUAUACUCAUAACAUAUUUGCACUGUCACCAUGAUUCUAACACAUGAUAGGCUUUUUUUCCUGGAA
Molecule: messenger RNA, 1629 nt
Organism: Setaria italica (foxtail millet)
Lineage: Eukaryota; Viridiplantae; Streptophyta; Magnoliopsida; Poales; Poaceae
Product: phosphatidylinositol N-acetylglucosaminyltransferase subunit C
Exons: 2
Coding region: 537-1445 (302 amino acids)
Biological process (GO): GPI anchor biosynthetic process
Cellular component (GO): glycosylphosphatidylinositol-N-acetylglucosaminyltransferase (GPI-GnT) complex; membrane
Source: RefSeq, a predicted model, not a curated record